AUGUCCCAACCAAAUCCCUACGAGCGCAUCCAGAUCGACACCAGCGACGAUGACUCGCUCUUCGACACAAAAACCCUCGUGGACUCCAACCUCUCCUUCGCCUCCUCCGUCCGCGACUACUCCUACGAGAAUGGCCGCCGGUACCACGCCUACCGACAUGGCCAAUACCCCUUCCCAAACGACGAAGAAGAACAGGCCCGCCUCGCCCUAAUGCACCACCUCUUCAAACUCCUCUCCGGCGGCGACCUAUACCGCGCCCCGCUCACCCGCAACAACAACCCAUCCCGCAUCCUAGACAUCGGCACCGGCACCGGCGAAUGGGCCAUCGAAAUGGCCGAAGAUUACCCCACAACAACCAUCCUCGGCACAGACCUCUCCCCGAUCCAACCCUCCUGGGCCCCUCCCAAUUGCCGCUUCUUCAUUGACGACGCCGAGUCCGACUGGGCGUUCUCCCCCGCCGAGGCAUUUGAUUACAUCCACGCGCGAAGUUUGGGCGGCGGGAUCGCUGAUUGGCCGCGGUUACUAAGGCAGGCGUAUACGCAUCUUAAGCCGGGUGGGUGGUUUGAGGCGCAGGAGUUUGAGACUUGGGUUUUGAGUGAUGAUGGGACGCAUGCGAAGGCGACGAGUAUUCUGGACUGGCAGGAUCGGUUGAAUGAGGCUAGUACUCAGUUUGGGAAACCCAUGAAUGUCGCGUCGAAGUUACAGGGGUGGUUACGGGAUGCGGGGUUUGUGAAUACUGUGGAUGAUAAGUACAAGUGCCCCGUUGGCGGCUGGGCGAAAAACCGCCGUCUCAAAGAAAUCGGGCGCGUCGGCAAAGUGACUAUUCUCGAGGUCGUCGAGCCCUACACACUAGCCCUCUUCACUCGCGUAUUAGGCUUCUCCUACCAGGACGCCCAGGAGUACAUGGAUAAAGUGCGCGCGGAACUAGUGAGCAACAAGUUCCACCUCUACGUGCUAUUUCACUUCGUGUAUGGGCAAAAACCGCUCGAGACGAAUGGUCAUGACCCGACAUUGUGA
Messenger RNA from Penicillium subrubescens, 1017 nucleotides. Its product is annotated as class I SAM-dependent methyltransferase. Lineage: Eukaryota; Fungi; Ascomycota; Eurotiomycetes; Eurotiales; Aspergillaceae. Gene Ontology annotation, molecular function: methyltransferase activity. The transcript has 3 exons. The record is from RefSeq and is a predicted model, not a curated record. Bases 1 to 1017 code for a protein of 338 amino acids.